This is a messenger RNA of Rhagoletis zephyria (snowberry fruit fly), 633 nucleotides long. The record is from RefSeq and is a predicted model, not a curated record. Lineage: Eukaryota; Metazoa; Arthropoda; Insecta; Diptera; Tephritidae.
AUGACGGGAAAGACGGUGCAAAAGUGGAGGAAAACUCCCGCCUGCGGGGAGCCGAUCAAGGAUGGCCUCUUUCUCGCCUUCAAGACGCCCUACGACAACACAAACAUCAACGAGGAUGACCACUUCACAGUGGAAAUUGUCUAUGAUCUGUUUCAUCUCAAGGAGGUUGAUGUUGGCCUGGUGAUUGAUCUGACCAAGACUGAUCGUUACUACGACAAGACCAAGCUAGAGAAGCGAAAGAUAGAGCACUUCAAGUUGCCGUGUAGAGGAUUUGAUGAGCCUCCCACUCCUGAGGAGACGGCCACUUUCAUCGCCAAGUGCAAGGCAUUUCGCCAGAAGAACCCGACGAAGUGCAUCGGCGUUCACUGCACCAACGGCCUCAAUCGUACGGGCUUUCUGAUCUGCGCCUACCUGGCUGAAGAGCUGAAGAUGAACAUUCACGACGCAAUUGACCUCUUCAAGACCUGUCGUCCGCCUGGAAUUGAAAAGGAAUUUGACAAGGAAGAGCUGGUACGUCGAUACGGUGAUCCUGAUCUCGCAGAGGAGAUCUCCAAAAAGCUAAGCACUCUCAACGUCGAUGAGAAUGAUAACGAGAAGGAAUCUAACAAAAGUAAAGUCAACUUGAAAGCUUAA